Molecule: messenger RNA, 1133 nt
Organism: Microcebus murinus (gray mouse lemur)
Lineage: Eukaryota; Metazoa; Chordata; Mammalia; Primates; Cheirogaleidae
Gene: CCDC196
Product: coiled-coil domain containing 196
Source: RefSeq, a predicted model, not a curated record
AAAGGUGCUGAUUGGCUAUAGAAAAGAGCACAUCAGAAUAGCAAAUGUUCUUCCUCUUUGAAUCAUUCAUAAGCAAGGACAGAAAGGCAGGGCCAUUGUGACCUCAAGCUGUAGCUAAAAUCAGUCCAAUGCAAUAGGAGUUUCAAGAACAGCAGCACAAAAAUGAUGACUUAACUGGAUGGGAAAAGAAAACAUAUUUUCAAGAAAGCCUCUUCAUUCUUAGAGUAGACGUUUCCCUUCAAGAUGACAAGUGGUGCAAACUCUUCAGGAUCUCCCUCGCCCUCAAAAAUAAGAAGUUCUAAAAUAGAUGACAACUACUUGAAAGAAUUGAAUGAGGACUUAAAGCUAAGGAGGCAGGAACUUCUAGAGAUGCUUAAACCUCUAGAAAAUAAGAACAACCUCUUAUACCAGAAGUUAAUGUCUAACUUGGAGGAAAAACAAAGAAGCCUGCAGAUCAUGAGGCAGAUCAUGGCAGGGAAGGGGAGUGAUCAAUCUUCAGUCAUGGAUCUCAUUAAGGAAGCAGAGGAGAUGAAACAGAACCUGGAAAGGAAAAACAAGAUGCUUCGGAAGGAAAUGGAGAUGCUAUGGAACAAGACAUUAGAGUCAGAAGAAUUCAGUGAUCAACCAAAAACAUCACAGAUGAAAAAUAAGGCAGAACUGCAGGACGGAAAGGAAAAGCAACAGAGGAAAAUGGAACGGGUCAAGUAUCAGGAUCAAACCAACAUCCUUCAGAACAACUUUCACGGCAAAGUGAUUGAGCUGAGAAUUGAAGCUAUGAAGAACUACCAGAAGGCUAAUGACCUGAAAGUAUCACUGUACUUACAGCAGAAUUUUGAGCCAAAGCAAACAUUUUUAAAUCUUCCUGGGUCCCAAGGUACCAUGGGCACUAUAACUAAGGGCAGAACAACUAACAGCAAGAAUGAACCCCAUGUGAGAAAUCUGGGUUCAAAGAUCUACACAGAACAACAAAGAACUAAAGGAAGUCAGUUUGAUGAUGUAGGAGGGAGGCGCUUUUUUCUGAGGUCACUGCCAGAUGAAGCACUAAAGGAUUAAAAGGCUUUCACUCCAUUUGCUUUGGACAGAUUUAAAGACUAGGCACAGUCAUUUGUGUUAAUCAAAAUCUCUUAAACCUC